AUGCCCACAUCCGAUAAAACCACGGUGCCGAACAAAGAAACUUCUAACCCAAUUGCCAAAGAUGAUCAAAUCGAGAUUCUAGUUUACCAAGCAGCCGUGGAAUCUCAAGCAGCCCUGUCAACGGCACGGAGGCUAAUCGAGAUUUUCAACAACUUGUUGCGGAAUGUGAGAGACCCAGGCGAGCGACCAAGGCUUUCUGCGCAUUUUGGUAGAUGCGUAACAUCUAAUGGGCUGCUGUGGAGAAUUGGAUCUUCCAAAUCUCGCGGCAUUAGUGCAGGACAGGCCGCCCAAGAAUGCUACGACUCGAUGCCCUAUGUUACCGAUAUCAACAACCCGGAUGGCGAAAGAAAGAGACGGAUAAUGGGUUGUAAAGAUGUGACGGAAAAAAUCGAUGAGAUGGAAACGGAGACCUACAAAUGGUUUACAGACCUCAGUGGAGACUGGCAGAACUUUCUUGGCUACUGGCCACCAAGUUCAGAGGUAGAUGAAAUGCGGGCACUUUAUGGUCACUGUAUUGCGAAGUUCUUAGCCUUUUGGCAAGCCAUCCGCAACGCGAAUCAAGAAGCGCCAGAAGUGCCAAGUAUCUCGCCUUGUACGGAGACAGUGUCAUUGAUCCCAACCGUUCCUGACGGCACGAGAAAAGACGCUGCAUUACCACGGAUUUGGGAGGGAAUCCGGGAAGACUUUGCGCUCUAG
This is a messenger RNA of Aspergillus eucalypticola CBS 122712, 696 nucleotides long. RefSeq lists its product as uncharacterized. The record is from RefSeq and is a predicted model, not a curated record. Lineage: Eukaryota; Fungi; Ascomycota; Eurotiomycetes; Eurotiales; Aspergillaceae. The transcript has 5 exons. Bases 1 to 696 code for a protein of 231 amino acids.